This is a messenger RNA of Knipowitschia caucasica, 3060 nucleotides long. Lineage: Eukaryota; Metazoa; Chordata; Actinopteri; Gobiiformes; Gobiidae. The record is from the annotation of a GenBank genome assembly.
AUGAAGCUGGCGAGUGCGUGUGUGAAGUUGGUUCUUCUGACAGCUUUGCACGCUCUUUCUGCGGCUACGUCUGCGAGUGACACCCGUGCUACAGGGAGAGUUUUGAGCCAAACCAUGGAGAGAAAAGCCUCGUCGCGGCAGAAAGACUACGGGACGACGAUACCUCUUCAGCUGCAGGGGAGAGAGUGGAAGCCAGUGCAUGAGCUAAGAUACAAGAUCCACCACCCGUCGUCUCUAAAGCUGCAGAUUGAAGUGGAAGGUGAACGGCUUCUCCUGAAUCUAGAAAAGAAUCAUGGGUUGUUUGCCAGUUCUUACUCUGAGACGCAUUAUCAGGAGGACGGCAGCUCGGUGACCGGACGUCACAACUUUACAAUCAACUGCUACUAUCACGGAGAGGUGGAGGGCCGAGAAGGCUCCGACGUGACCCUGAGCACCUGCGACGGGGUCAGAGGCUUCCUGUCCCUCGCAGACCGGUCGUUUGUCCUGGAGCCGUCCUCGGAGCACUCCGAUGGGACUCACUGGGUUUACUCUGCCCAGCACCUGCAGCUGCCCCGGGGCACCUGCGGCCACGAGGGUCUUAAUAUGUCCUCCAGGAUCUCCUCACCCUCUGCUCCCGCUCACACCGAUCCGACCCAGGACCAGGGGAACGUUUUCAGAGCAUUCAGCACACGGAACAAGCGCCACGCACAGACAACCACCAAGUACGUGGAGCUCAUCAUCGUCGCCGACAACAGAGAGUUUCAGAAGCAAGGCAAGGACGUGGAGCGGGUCAAGCAGAGGCUGGCGGAGAUCGCAAAUUACGUCGACAAGUUCUAUCGGGCUCUGAACAUCCGCGUGGCUCUGGUCGGCCUGGAGGUGUGGAGCGACGUGGAUAAGUGCCCCGUCACCCAGGACCCCUUCACCACUCUGCACGAGUUUUUAGACUGGAGGAAAGUCAAACUGCUGCCGGUGAAACCACACGACAACGCUCAGCUCAUCAGUGGGGUUUACUUCCAGGGCACCACCAUCGGAAUGGCCCCCAUCAUGAGCAUGUGCACAGCGGAGCAGUCCGGAGGCAUCGUCAUGGAUCACUCGGACAACCCUCUGGGCGCAGCCGUCACUUUGGCCCACGAGCUCGGACACAACUUUGGGAUGAACCACGACACUCCGGAGCGAGGCUGCGGCUGUCGAGUGACCGUGGACCGCGGCGGCUGCAUCAUGACGCCCUCCACCGGCGCUUUCAAUACCAUCAGGCCGGCACUGCUGCGGGGGAAGAUGGAGGACGCGGGAGUGGACAGUAGCUUCACUGCAUGGACCAUCAACUACCUCUCAGACCGACCACAGUAUCCAUUCCCGACCAUCUUCAGCAGCUGCAGUAAGAAAGACCUGUCGGCGAGCCUGGAGAAGGGCGUGGGCAUGUGCCUGUUCAACAUGCCCGAGAUCAAGGUCCUCUACGGGGGUCAGAAGUGCGGCAACGGCUACGUGGAGGAGGGCGAGGAGUGCGACUGCGGCGAGCCCGAGGAGUGUUUGAACCCGUGUUGUAACGCCACCACCUGCACUCUUAAAGGGGAUUCUGUGUGCGCCCAUGGACAGUGCUGCCACGAUUGCCAGCUGAAGCGAGCCGGAACGCCGUGCCGCGAGUCCGGAAACUCCUGUGACCUUCCAGAAUUCUGCACCGGGACGAGCCCCCACUGUCCCGCCAACGUGUACCUCCACGACGGCCACGCCUGCCUCAGCGUUGACGGAUACUGCUAUAACGGCAUCUGCCAAACACACGAGCAGCAGUGUGUCACGCUGUGGGGACAAGGGGCCAAAGCGGCUCCAGGGAUCUGCUUCGAGAGGGUGAACUCUGCCGGAGACCCCUACGGCAACUGUGGCAAAGACAACAAGGGACUGUUCGCCAAAUGUGAGCCGCGAGACGCCAAAUGUGGGAAGAUCCAGUGUCAGGGCGGAGCCAGCCGUCCGGUCAUUGGCACCAACGCCGUUUCCAUAGAGACCAACAUCCCCCUGCAGGAGGGUGGUCGCAUCCUGUGCCGAGGGACCCACGUCUAUCUGGGGGACGACAUGCCAGACCCGGGACUGGUGCUGACCGGGACCAAGUGUGGCAACAGCAUGAUGUGUCUGAAUCGCCAGUGUCAGAACGUGAGUGUCUUUGGCGUUCAUCAGUGUGCCGCCAAGUGCAGCAGCCGAGGGGUUUGUAACAACAACAAGAACUGCCACUGCGAAGCACACUGGGCUCCUCCUUUCUGUGAUAAAUCCGGGUUUGGAGGCAGCGUGGACAGCGGCCCGAUCCGAAUCGCAGACCACAGCAGUGUGAUGGCCCUGGUGCUGGUGGCUCUUCUCUCGCUCCUGGGAGCUACUCUGGUUUUCUGCCUGAAGAGGAAGUCUCUGCUUGGGUUACUCUUCACCGACAACAAGGGUCCUCUGGAGAAACUCAGGUCGGUCAGCGCUGGUUUGAGUGGAGCGAAUCCUAAUCCUAAUCCGGCGCCUCCUGCAUCCUCCACCGUCUCUCCUUCUCGACCUCCUAAGCCACAGACCUCCUCCAUCUUCGAGCCUGAAUCGGCGUCCUCUCCUGCUCCAUAUCCAUCCCACAGUUUGAGGAGACUCCCCCAGUGUCCCCCCGUCCCGCUGUCCAUCACCCUCUCUCUGUCUCCGGGUCCCGUCCAGCCCCGCCCGCCCCUCCCCCCUCCCCACAGAGCUCCGCCUCCUCGCCACGCAGAGCUCCACCCCCCUCCCCACAGAGCUCCGCCCCCUCCCCACAGAGCUCCGCCUCCUCAUCAGCUAAGGGGCGUGUCUGUGAGAAGCGUGCCUCGCCACAGGAUGGUCAUGGAGUUGGAGAAGCCCAGUCCUCCGCAGAAGCCUCUCCCUGCGGACCCCCGAGGAGUGCGUCUGAUCAGGGGCCCCUCAGUGAACCAGGCCCCCUCCUCCGGCGCCUCCUCUGUCCCGGGACACUCUGCUGCGUUUGGGGUAAAUACUGAAGGACCGCGGCCUCUUCGACCCACGCCGCACACAAACAGGUCCAGCCCCAAACACCCGGUCCCGCUACCGAAGCCUUGUCUCAUCAACAUCAAAUACAGCUGA